AGUGUUCCAGCCAGUGUUCUUUGUAGUGUAGCUUUAAUUCUAAUGUUUUAGUAUAUUCUAUAUGGAUUUGAAACAAUAUCCUAUUUCGAUGGAGUCGUCAGCGUUACAGGGCACAGAGAAUGUUUGCGUAAAGGUUCAGCGCUGUGAGGAAGUGUGUACAACAUAUGAGCUCACGUCCGCGGAAGUGUCUGUGAAGAUUGAGCCGCUGGAUGAUGUGUAUGUAAAGGACGAGUCCAAACGCGAACGUGUGUACAUACAAGCUGAGCCAUCGUACUCAGAUGUGAGUGUAAAAGACGAGUCGGCCGGCGUGAGCGCGGUGACGGAGCUGUACUCCGAACACGCCGUUAAAGAUGAGCUCGUGCUCGGCCCCGUGCUAGUGGAGCGGCGCGUGCGCCACGCACCAACAGCUUUCAACACAGAUAUUGAUGUCAAGCAGUCACGUGAGCUUGUCCCAGAGAGCACAGACGGAGACAGCCAAACACAAGUUCCGGAACCUGGCGUAGAGGAACUUAGGAACACCAAAGUUGGGAAAGCUAAAAGGAACAAUCGAGCCCUUAUUAAGGAGGAAGCCGGAUUUGUGUAUGAAGAGGCUUGUGUGAAGGAGGAGUGUGAGGACAGCACAGCCGGGUGCGGCGUGAGCGAGGCCGCCAUGCUGGCCGGCCUGUACGACGAGCACGUGGUCAAGGACGAGCUCGUGCUGGGGCCGGAGCGCCCGCACCGCCCCAUAGUCGCCCCGGUGGUGACAGCGCCCACUAUUGCCUCCUCUGCGGUGGUGUCGGGUCGGCGCGGCUCGUGCUCGGUCAGGCUGGAGCGCCUGCUGGUGGACGCGGCGCGGCGCACCUGCCGGGUCGGGCGCCGCACAUACAAGCUGCACGCCACCGAGCCCGCACCCACACCCCAUGUCACCACCACCAUCUAUCAAUGUCACCAUUGCGGCAAACUGUUCAGGAGCAAGUCGGUUCUGAAGAAGCACGGGAUUAUGGUUUAG
This is a messenger RNA of Cydia amplana, 988 nucleotides long. RefSeq lists its product as uncharacterized. The record is from RefSeq and is a predicted model, not a curated record. The transcript has 5 exons. NCBI's taxonomy places the organism in Eukaryota, Metazoa, Arthropoda, Insecta, Lepidoptera, Tortricidae. The coding region runs from base 62 to 988 and encodes 308 amino acids.